This is a messenger RNA of Cornus florida, 1218 nucleotides long. Its product is annotated as phospholipase A1-IIgamma-like. Gene Ontology annotation, biological process: lipid metabolic process. The record is from RefSeq and is a predicted model, not a curated record. Gene Ontology annotation, molecular function: glycerophospholipid phospholipase A1 activity. The coding region runs from base 25 to 1218 and encodes 397 amino acids. NCBI's taxonomy places the organism in Eukaryota, Viridiplantae, Streptophyta, Magnoliopsida, Cornales, Cornaceae. The transcript has 2 exons.
AGCAAACUGUUAAGCAUAUAUAAGAUGGAUAGCAUUGCCAAAAAAUGGAGGCAUCUCAGCGGCGAGAACAACUGGGAGGACUUAUUGGAUCCUCUAGACAUUGAUCUUCGUCGUUACUUAAUUCACUAUGGUGAAAUGGCUCAAGCAACUGCUGACGCCUUCAUCUCUGAGAAGGUGUCUAGGUAUGCAGGAAGUAGCCGGUAUACAGAGAAGGAUUUCUUUUCCAAAGUGAGUAUAGACAAAGGCAAUCCAUUCAAGUAUCGGGUGACCAAAUAUUUCUACGCAACAUCAUCCGUUCAAGUCCCUGAGGCCUUCUUUAUAAAGUCGUUAUCAAGGGAGGCAUGGAGCAAGGAAUCAAAUUGGAUGGGGUAUGUCGCGGUGGCCACAGAUGAAGGGAAGGCUGCGUUAGGGAGGAGAGAUAUUGUGGUUGCUUGGAGAGGAACAAUUCAGGCCUUGGAAUGGGUUAAUGAUUUGGAAUUUCUUCUAGUCUCAGCUCCAAAAGUAUUUGGAAAGGAUAGUGACUCUAAGGUGCACCGAGGCUGGUACUCCAUUUACACUUCAGAUGAUCCAAGGUCACCGUUCAACAAGACAAGUGCAAGAGACCAGGUUCUUGGUGAGGUUAGGAGACUAGUGGAAGAAUAUAAGAAUGAAGAAAUCAGCAUAACUAUAGUGGGGCACAGCUUGGGUGCAGCGAUUGCAACACUAAACGCAGUUGAUAUAGUUUCCAAUGGGUUGAACAUGCCUAGAGAUCAACCAAACAAGGCCUGUCCUGUGACAGCCUUUGUAUAUGCCAGCCCUCGGGUUGGAGACUCGGGCUUCAAGAAGGUCUUCUCUGGACUGAACAAUCUACGAGUCUUGCGAGUCCAUAAUGCACUGGAUGUUGUUCCAAAAUAUCCAUUUAUAGGCUACUCAGAUGUGGGAGAAGAGUUGGCUAUUGAUACUACAAAGUCUAAAUAUCUGAAGAGUCCUGGAAAUGUCCAAAGUUGGCAUAACUUGGAGGCUUACAUGCAUGGGAUUGCAGGAACACAAGGGUCUAAGGGAGGAUUUGAAUUGGAAGUUAAUCGCGAUAUUGCGCUUGUUAACAAAGGAACGGAUGCUCUAAAGGAUGAGUAUUGCGUGCCAGUUUCGUGGUGGUGUGAGAAGAACAAGGGCAUGGUUCAGCAGACUGAUGGCUCUUGGAAGUUGAUGGAUCACGAGACAGAUGACUUUGCUCCUUGA